AAUUCGCAUCGCUGUUGCUAUCUGCCGCAGUUGAUAUUCGCCCUGCGCGCUGCUGAGCUCCUUUCCGUCGCUUCCGAUCGCCUGACAGCUGACGUGCGGCGUUCCGAAACUUCCUGUGCAUCACAACAACCGCGGCGACCAUGUCCAACAACUACCAGCAGUACGGCGGGAAUCCCUACGGCCAGGCGGAGGCCGGCUACGGCGGCGCCAGCAACCCGUACGGCAACACGGGCUACGGGUCGAACCCGUAUGGCGGCGGCUAUGAUGAGAGCCGCCCGGCGCAGCUGACCCAGGGCGACUCCAACUACUCGCAGCCCUCGCAAUACUCGGCCGCCGCGCCGACGCACAGCGCACCGCAGCACGACGCGCCGCUGGCCCACGGAAACUCGCAGCAGCAGCAGCAGUCGUACGGGCUCGAGCAGCCCGGCUCCCGCCCGCUGAGCCAGCAGGACUUCCUGCAGCGCAUCGACGGCACCAAGACGCGCAUCGGCCAGCUGACCCAGGACAUCGGCGCCAUCUCCAGCAUCCACCAGCGCAUGCUAGCGUCGCCGGACAGCCGCUCGUCCGCCGAGCUCGAGGGCGUCGUGUCGCAGACGCAGAUCCGCAACACGCAGAUCAAAGACGAAAUCAAGUUCCUGGAGCGCGACGCCGCGCGCGACCCGUCCAACGCGUUCAAACGCACCCAGGUCGACAGCCUCAAGCGCUCCUUCAAGGCGCAGCUCGAGGACUUCCAGCGCGAGGAGGCCGACUACUCGAAGCGGUACCGCGAGGCCAUCGCGCGCCAGUACCGCGUCAUCAACCCGGAGGCCUCGGACGCCGAGGUCCAGGAAGCCGCCAACGCCGACUGGGGCGACGAGGGCAUCUUCACCACCGCCCUCAAAAGUAACCGCAGCGGCCAAGCCUCGAGUGUCCUCGGCGCCGUGCGCGCCCGCCACAACGACAUCCAGCGCAUCGAGAAGACGAUGGUGGAGCUGGCCACGCUGUUCACGCAGCUCAACGAGCAAGUCGUGUUCCAGGAGGAGCAAACCGUGCAGGUCGAGGCGCAGACGGUGCAGGUCAACGAGGACGCCAAGCACGCCAACACGCAGCUGGACCAGGGGAUCAAGUCGGCGCGGCGCGCAAGGAAGCUCAAGUGGUGGACGCUGUUUGUGGUGGUGCUGAUCCUUGCGAUUAUCGCGCUGGCGCUGGGACUGUACUUUGGGUUGAAGAAGAAGUAGGCGAGGGCGGGCGAGCAGCCAUGUGACACAUCCCCCUCUCCUCCCAACUGACACGAGGAUAUCCCGCGCCGCCGCUUGGUUGCGCUGCCGCUUGUGUCCCCCCGCAGCCCCCCCCC
Boeremia exigua is the source of this 1333-nucleotide messenger RNA. RefSeq names its product t-SNARE. Gene Ontology annotation, molecular function: SNARE binding; SNAP receptor activity. Gene Ontology annotation, biological process: intracellular protein transport; vesicle fusion; exocytosis. Lineage: Eukaryota; Fungi; Ascomycota; Dothideomycetes; Pleosporales; Didymellaceae. Bases 141 to 1217 code for a protein of 358 amino acids. The transcript has 3 exons. Gene Ontology annotation, cellular component: endomembrane system; SNARE complex; plasma membrane. The record is from RefSeq and is a predicted model, not a curated record.